GAUACACCUGAGCACCAAUCUUAUUCACCUCAUUACAUGCUACCAGGGUAGCAAUGGCAGAGGAAAAGAACCAGAGAGGAGACUCUUGUGAGGACCGGGCACUACCUGAUGAUUAUCCAGAGCCAUGCUUGGAAGAUGGAGGUGAGGCGCAUGAGGAUGUGAGGGAGAAUGCUUCUGCUGCCACAGAGGGAAGCAGCAGCGACAGGGCUGUGAAAGUGAGCCCAGACCUGCUGCAGAUGCUGGAAGCGUUGGAAAAGAGGCGAUCACAUCAGACUCGGGGACAAGUUGAGCCAGAGGCUUCUGAGGAUGGGACAAGAGAGCUGAUUACGGAGGCUCUAAGGACUAACAUGCAAAUACAGUUAACUGACCAGCAACAAGGAUUCAACAAACAUGUCACAAAGUCUGACCAUCGCUCUCUGUCUCGGUCCAACUCACAGCGAUCUGCAGAGAGCUUCAGUUCAGGGGGCAGCGACACCGCUAAGGAUGAAUCUUCUCCCAGAAAUAAACAGCAAAAGAGCUCUAAAGGUUUCACUGAUUUCUGCAUCAAAAACAUCAACCGGGCUGAAUUUGGACGCAGAGAAAUAGAGAUGGCACAACAAGAUAUGCCAGCACUGAUGAUUCUGAGAAAAAGAACAGGUGGGGAGAAACCUCUUGCUGGAGCUAAAGUGGUGGGCUGUACACACAUCACUGCACAGACAGCGGUGUUGAUUGAGACUCUUGCUGCACUGGGGGCUCAGUGUCGCUGGGCGGCAUGUAACAUCUUUUCCACCCAGAACGCUGUGGCCGCGGCUCUGGCUGACGGAGGAACGCCGGUGUUUGCAUGGAAAGGAGAAUCCGAGGAUGACUUCUGGUGGUGCAUUGACAGAUGUGUUGCCGCUGAUACCUGGACGCCCGACCUGAUUCUGGAUGAUGGUGGUGACUUGACUCAUUGGAUCUACAAGAAGUAUCCAAAUGUGUUCAAGAAGGUCCGAGGCAUUGUGGAGGAAAGUGUGACGGGAGUCUAUCGGUUGUACCAGCUGUCGAAAGAAGGCAAACUAUGUGUUCCUGCCAUGAAUGUCAACGACUCUGUGACCAAGCAGAAAUUUGACAACCUUUACUGCUGCAAGGAGUCCAUACUGGAUGGGUUGAAGCGAGCUACUGAAAUCAUGUUUGGAGGAAAACAAGUGGUGGUGUGUGGGUAUGGGGAGGUGGGCAAAGGCAGCUGCAUUGCCCUGAAAGCGCUGGGUGCUGUUGUGAACGUCACAGAAGUGGAUCCUAUUUGUGCCCUUCAGGCCUGCAUGGAUGGCAUCAGAGUGACUACACUGAAUGAAAUUGUCAGACAGGUAGACAUGGUCAUCACCUGCACUGGUAGUAAGAACGUUGUGGUGAGGGAACACUUUGACCAAAUGAAAAAUGGCUGUAUCGUCUGCAACAUGGGACACUCCAACACUGAGAUAGAUUUGGCGAGCGUGCGAACUGCAGAGCUGAAGUGGCAGCAUGUGAGGCCUCAUGUGGACCAUAUCAUCUGGCCCGAUGGCAAGAGAGUUGCUCUGCUGGCUGAGGGUCGUUUGCUGAAUCUGACCUGCUCUCCUGUGCCAUCAUUUGUCCUCUCCGUCACAGCCACGACUCAGGCCAUGGCUCUAAUAGAGCUGUACAACGCUCCCAAGGGACGAUACAAACAAGAUGUUUACCUGCUGCCAAAGAAGAUGGAUGAAUAUGUGUCCAGUCUUCAUCUGCCCAUAUUUGACGCUCACCUCACAGAGCUGACGGAUGAUCAGGCCAAAUACCUGGGAAUCAGCAAACACGGACCCUUCAAAGCCAAUUAUUACAGGUACUGAACCCGUCAGGCGAGGUGAUGCAGAUAGAACACCUGCUGUCCUGCAGGCAGAGCUCCGACACCCUCUACAGCUUCUGCAGUUACAUCCGUUUUGCCUUUGCCCACUGGUUAUCCUGUGGGCAGUGGCGUCAAUUCAGUGGAAGCUAAGGCAUGGCAAGGUUACAAGUCACAGGACUAGAGUAUCAAUCAACAGGUCCAGCAAAUACGUUAAUAUUAUAUAUCCAUGGCAAAUACUCAUCACAGAAGUCUAUGGAGCUUAUCUGUGUGGUCAAGAAAAUUGGAACUUUUCCAAAUGCAGUCUCACUCACUGUAAAAACUCAAAAUCUUACCAGGAAUAUUUGUCUUAUUUCUAGUUAAAGUGUCUAAUUUUUAGUCAAAAAUCUCAUUACACUUAAAACAAG
Cololabis saira (Pacific saury) is the source of this 2217-nucleotide messenger RNA. RefSeq names its product S-adenosylhomocysteine hydrolase-like protein 1. Bases 54 to 1817 code for a protein of 587 amino acids. The transcript is spliced from 17 exons. The record is from RefSeq and is a predicted model, not a curated record. Gene Ontology annotation, cellular component: cytosol. Lineage: Eukaryota; Metazoa; Chordata; Actinopteri; Beloniformes; Belonidae. Gene Ontology annotation, biological process: L-methionine cycle.